GGUAGUGGUGACGUCAUCGGUAUGUCGUGGGAGUCCAUCGCCUCACGGGAGUACCUAGGAGGCACCGCGUCCCACCAGCUGUCCGCCACCGCCCUCCUCUCCUCCCCGGACGGCUCACGGCAUCCUCUGGACUUGUAUGAGUUCACCGAGGAGGACUUCACUCCCCGCCGGGCUGGACCUGGACUGUGGGAGUGUCUGGUGGGGUGUCGACACAAGAUGGACCAGCAGCUAGCCCGCAGGAGGGUGGAGCAGGGACUGCGCCUAUACAACCAGCACAAGCAGCAAGCAGCAGUUUCCAAGUGGCGGAGCGCGCUCAAGAGGAUACGGAAACCUGGGGACAAGUUUAUCCUGCUAGGCUAUCUCUACCAGGCCUACAUGGACUGGGGCAAGUUCAGAGAGAGCAUGGAGUUCGCACACCGUCAGUUGAACAUCGCCGAGGAGGCGGACAGCCCCAACCUGAGGGCGGAGGCCUACCUGAACCUGGCGCGGACCCAUGAGAGGAUGGGCGCGUUGGAGCGGGCCCUGGCGUGUGCGAGACAUUCCCUGUACAACGAGUGUGAUCAGUGCAGGACUGCGGGGUUGGUGCAGAUCACUGUAGGCAGUGUACAUCUGGAGUUGGCUACCUUCUGCAAGGCGCUCCAGGCCUUCCAGCAGGCCCACAGCAUCGCGCAGAGGAUACAGGACCCAGCGCUGGAACUACAGGUGUACGUUGGCUUGUCAGAGCUCUUCGGCAGACUACAAGACGCCGACAAGAGCGCGAGGUACGCCUCCAAGGCGUACGACCUCAGCAGGAACCUGCAGCUCGGGGACCUCAACAGCAGACACCACAGGGCCGCGCUGCUGCAGAUGGCUUCAGCACUCAGGAAACAAGGAGAGCUUGGGGACGCUCAUGACUACUGCAGCGAAGCUACAAGACUAGCUCUCGUAUCCGGCGACCAGUCAACCUACGCUAAGAGCAUCCGCAUCAUGGGAGAUAUUUAUAGAAAAAAGUCUGAAAUUAGCAACGCCUACCGCCAGUACGAGAGUGCGAUGAGCUCGGCGUGUGCGAUGGGUGACCGCCUCUGCCAGAUGGAAGCGAUGGAUGGAGCUGCAAGAUGUCUGGAGGCACUGAGACUGCAGCAGAAAAUCUGCAACUGUCGACCACUCGAGUUCAACAUAAGACUGCUGGAGGUUGCAAUAGCUAUAGGUGCUAAGCUCCUGAUACGGACGGUGCGAGUGAGGUUGUGUAGGAUCUACCAGAGUCUAGGGGACGAGGAACACCAGGACGAACAUGCGAGAGCGGUCCAAAGCCUGGAGGAGGAGCUGGAACUGCAGUGUGGAGCGUGCAGCCUGCCUCUGGGCUUCGAAGCAGACAGUCUGGAGGCUCUGCCGUGUGCUCACAUACUGCACGCCAGAUGCGCACACGAAAUCCUCCGCCGGAGGGAUAAGAAGAAGAAGCGCGUGUGUCCAGACUGCGAGAGAACCGUGAGUUCCCGCCUUUACCUCCACUGUGAGGACCCGCACCACUCCACCUUCAGUCUGGGCAGUCUGUCACUACAGGCGUCCUCGGCCGUCUAACAUUCGGCCCCGCCAAGCCGCAGGACCAAAUACCUCACUAGCCCUGCCAGCUUCAACCUCUCUUUCGAGCAGCCAUCUCAGACCUCGUACUUUACCUCUCGUUAAGUACAGGUGACACUAUUGGGUGGAGAAACACGUUUGAAAUCAGCUGUUACACGAGGUUUUGGAAUCGCUCUGCCUAGAAUAACAAGUAAGGGACAUAUUUUUAAGACAUCAUCGAAGCGUUAAUUGAAUGCAUUGUUUUCAUUGUCGUUUGCUAUAGACUCUUCUACAAGUGUUGGUGGGUGGCAACGUUGCACCUAUUGUCAUCGUAUUACCUUGAAAACGUGCAAACAUAAACAUUGCACAGGACCUUCAUUAUGAAUUAGUAC
This is a messenger RNA of Macrosteles quadrilineatus (aster leafhopper), 1928 nucleotides long. RefSeq names its product 43 kDa receptor-associated protein of the synapse homolog. Gene Ontology annotation, biological process: chemical synaptic transmission. Gene Ontology annotation, molecular function: protein-membrane adaptor activity; acetylcholine receptor binding. The transcript has 9 exons. Bases 22 to 1557 code for a protein of 511 amino acids. The record is from RefSeq and is a predicted model, not a curated record. NCBI's taxonomy places the organism in Eukaryota, Metazoa, Arthropoda, Insecta, Hemiptera, Cicadellidae.